Molecule: messenger RNA, 899 nt
Organism: Anopheles darlingi
Lineage: Eukaryota; Metazoa; Arthropoda; Insecta; Diptera; Culicidae
Product: homeobox protein goosecoid-like
Exons: 3
Coding region: 100-870 (256 amino acids)
Biological process (GO): regulation of transcription by RNA polymerase II
Molecular function (GO): RNA polymerase II transcription regulatory region sequence-specific DNA binding; DNA-binding transcription factor activity, RNA polymerase II-specific
Source: RefSeq, a predicted model, not a curated record
CGCGCAUUGUCACUAGUUGGUUGAAUACAUUUAAUACGUGUGAACCUGUUUGAUAAGUACAUUGAAAAUAUAGUUUAAAGGUCACACAUUUUACGUAGAAUGGCAGGACCUUUUCUCACGCCGAUGCAUGGUGAUUUGCUAACUGAGUAUAUGUUUGGCAGACGUCGACAAAGGCGCAAUCGUACAACAUUUACUCCUCAGCAGUUGCAGGAGUUAGAACAGUUGUUUCAAAAAACACAUUAUCCCGAUGUAUUUCUUCGUGAAGAGAUUGCAUUGCGCAUAAGUUUAAGUGAAGCACGUGUUUCAGGUAAGGUUUGGUUUCAGAAUCGUAGAGCUAAAUGGAGAAAACAUGCGCGUUUGCAAUUACUGCAAGAUGCAUGGCGAAUGCGUUGUUUGGGGAUUGGAACUACACAAAUAACCAUUGAUUCUCAUGCAGCUUCCGAUAAUAUACACAACGGAUCUUUGAAAUGUUCUUCGAACUUAUCGUCUUCAUCAAAUCAUGUACCGUUAAAUUUGAAAGAUUCCGCAUUUACUUCGCAAAGCGACAGAAAGUCAUGCAUUCCAGUAUGUUGCAAAACAGGCUCACUCAAAAUACCUGUUGAAAGUAGUAACUUGAUUUCAGGUUCCAAAUUAUUUCCACGAAAGAAGGAGGUUAGUGGUCGUAACAUAUAUGAUUUAAAAGAUCAAGAUAAUAAUAUUCUAAUGACUUCACAAGAAUCAGAGCGACGAAUAAUUUUUCAACCAUCAAUUAUUGGUAUAAAUUCUUCUGAUUCUAAUUCAAGCUAUACGUCUAUUCCAACAGAAGAGAUAGACCUUGCUAAUAACGUAGGGUGCAUAGAUUAUUCAUGUACUAAUGACAAUAAAAAGUAAAUCCGCAUAACUAUACCAACAAUGUUUGA